AGUUAUGUGAAUAUCCAGACCUAGUUAUCACUUAGUUUAUCCUCUCUCCCUUUAUGUCUUCUUCAAUGUUUUUGCUUCACUUAAAUAUUCCCACAUUUAUUGCAUCUAACUCCAAGAAAUAGUGAAGAAAUAUAUUAGAAAACAGAAAUUCCUCACAAAAGACACGUAAAGGAACACAUGAAGAAUGGCUUUAUAAAAGCAACAUCUGGUAUCAACUGAAAUUUGAAGUAAUUUAAUGAAAUUAUAAGGAAAGAUAUUACAUCUGUGUUGAAUGAGCAGUAAACAACAUCAUGGAGAAAACAGCAUGUGAGAACCAGGUUCAUAAUGAAACAUCAUCUGAUAAGAAAGAUUUAUCCCAUGAGGACCAAUUGAAUGUAGCAAAAAAAUUGCACACCUGUAACAUAUGUUUUAAAAUAUUCUCUGACAUUGACAGUUUGACUAAUCACAAACAUAUCCACACCGAAGAUAAUGCACACCUAUGCAAUGUUUGUGGUAAAAAGUUCUCACGAAAAACAAUUUUAACUCGUCACAAGCAAACACAUGAAAAAGAAAAGCCCUACUUCUGUGAUGUCUGUGGUAAAACAUUUCCUGACAUUACAAAAUUAGCUUGUCAUACAUGUACCUACGCAAGUGAGAAACCAUAUGUGUGCAACGUCUGUGGUAAAAAAUUCUCACUGAAAACUAAUUUAACUCGUCACAAACAUUCACAUACGGAAGAAAAACCAUACCGUUGUGAGAUUUGUCCUAAAGCGUUUUUGAAGUUCGAAGAGUUAUCUUCUCAUAUUCAGACUCACUCAGAUAAAAAACCGUACCGUUGUGAUAUAUGUAAUAAAGCAUUUUCUAAAAGGAAAACAUUAGCCAUCCAUAAACAUAUUCACAUCGAUGAGAAACCAUAUCACUGUAAUGUUUGUGGGAAAACAUUUUCCAAAAGUAAACCAUUAACUAUCCAUAAACGUAUUCACACCAAUGAAAGACCAUACGAAUGUGAUGUGUGUGGUAAAGCAUUCUCUCAGAGUGGGUAUUUAACUUCUCAUAAACUUAUUCACACGGGAGAGAAACACUUCCAAUGUGAUACCUGUGAUAAAACAUUCUCUCGCAAAGAUUACUUGAAACGUCACAGACGUAUUCAUACAGGGGAAAAACCAUAUGAAUGUGAGAUCUGUGGUAAGAGAUUCUCUGGAAGUGCAAAUCUAACAUGUCAUAAGCGUAAACAUACAGGUGAGAGGCCAUACGAGUGUAAUAUCUGUGGUAAGACUUUCUCAACAACUGGAAAUUUAUCUUGUCAUAAACGUAUUCAUUCAAACGAGAAACCAUAUCAGUGUGAAAUCUGUAAAAAGACAUUUGCUCAGAAUGGGCAUUUAACAAAUCACCGAAGUGUUCACACAGGUGAGAAACCAUACCACUGUGAUAUCUGUGAUAGAAGAUUUUCUAUAACUGGAGAUUUAAGACGUCACAAACUUACUCACACUGUUGAAAAGCCUUACCAGUGUGACAUAUGUGGUAAAAAGUUCACUACGAAUGAAAAUUUAAAUUCUCAUAAACAUAUUCACUCAGAGAAAGCUCACCAAUGUGAUAUCUGUGGUAAAAUAUUUUCACUGAAGAGAUAUUUAAUUAGACACAAACAUAUUCACACAAGUAAGAAACCAUUCAAAUGUGACAUUUGUGGUAAAACAUUCUCUCUACUUGCAAACUUAACUCUUCACAAGCAUAUGCACACAAGUGAGAAACCAUAUUCGUGUGAUAUCUGUGGUAAAAUAUUUGCACGAAAGAGAUAUUUGAUUAGGCACAAACAUAUUCAUAAAGACUUCAAACCUCCCCAGACUGAUGAGAUUUGUGAUAAAACAUACCCUGAAAGUGAAAAUCUAACUUCUCAGAAAGAUAUUCACUCAGAGAAACCACAUCAAUGUGAUAUCUGUGGUAAAAUAUUUGCACAAAAGAGGUAUUUAAUUAGACAUAAACAUAUCCACACAGGUGAUUACCAUUGUGAUGUAUGUAACAAGACAUUCUCUCGAAAUGAAUAUUUGACACUUCACAAACGUAUUCACACAGGAGAAAAACCAUAUCCAUGUGAUAUCUGCGGCAAAGCAUUCUCUGCAAGUAAAAUUUUAACUCGGCAUAAAUUUACGCACACAAGUGAUUUAGUUACCUGUGAUAAACAAGUUUCACCUAAAACUACUUUAAAUAUUCACCCUCAGAAAAGCAGUCUGGAAGUUCUCUCACCUCCCAAACUCCAGCAAAGCCAUCUGGUCCCUCACCAAGAGAGUUCAUGGAAUCCUCCAACCCACCAUUCUCCAACCAAGAUGCCUCUGUUAGCGCACCCAAUGUGAAAACCUCCAUCUUUGUUGCUCGUAUCAUUUCCAAAUACACACUGCUCACAUCAACAAAACCCCUUCAAAGUCCCCCAUUUUACCACCAGUUAUCGUGUGUAAAAAUGGGGUCUAGUUGGUUUGGCUGCCAGCAUUUCAAAAUUUAAAGUUUAUCGAAAAUUUUUAAAUAUACUUUUCCAAGCUGAAUUGUUGGAGUUAUUUCACUUUUUUCUGGUAUACGUUUUUAAUAAGUUAUAGAGGUUUAAAGUUUGAUCAUUUUCACCCAGUCAGGAAACAGAAUUUGGAAGCUGUCAUUUUGUGUGUAACUACACGUAUUGUCAACAUUAUGAAAAUAGCACACGUUUUUAUAUGAAACUGUAAACUAAUCACAUUCUCCUUAACAUACGACAUUUCACCCUUCAUGACUUUUUUUUUAAAUAUGGAAUUUGCAGAAAAUUUUUACGAAUUUGUACUCUACACACAGGAAUUUGUACGAUUAUGCAAUAGGUGUGACUCAAGGCCUAUUUAGCUGUUAUUUUUAGCACAUCUCACGACCAGGAUACAAGCAACAGAACACCACGUCAAGGCACAUGGCAUUGUGUAGAAUAUAUUUGUCAACACACAUACUUUCUCAUUAACAAAAAGAGUUCUUAUGCUUUGUUUGUUACUAUGGAAACAGGCAUGAAUGUACCUGUGGCUUACAAUUGGCUAAAAUUACCCCAAAUUUUCAAACUUUAAUUGCUAAUAACUCUUUAUCUAUUGAUUUAUAGUGAAAAUGAUUGUCACAUCACUCAUUGGCCUAUAAAAGCGUAUCAUUACACUGAAUAUGAAAUCAGUUGAAACAGAAAUUGAUGUUGGCAGCCAAACCAACGAGAUCCUUAAAAUGUUCUUUCAUUACUUCAUAACCCAAGAUUGGCAAUUAAUACUGACCUUGUUCUUUUCAUCACUCUCAACCAAGGCAUUUCAGAACUACAUCCAGUCCUUAUCAGACUCCAUCUAUCUACAAGCCUCUGUCACAACCCAUGGAAACAUGCAGCAGUUUAUCCCUUUAGCUAAAAUCAUGUCUCUGCUGACUAACAUAUCGUUCUCUCUCUCUCUUUCUCCCUCCCCUUCUCUCUCUCUCUCUUAGCACCUCAAUGAAGAUUGACUCAAUUACAAACAACUCCUUCGUGGACAUUCAUCUUCAUACAAUUUCUGCAGAACCACUUAAAAUGGAGACUUGCUUUUGUCUAUCAUUCACCUGUUCUUGCUGCUCUUGAGAACUAUCGAAAGCAAAAAUUGUGGUACUCGAAGUUGGUAAUUCUCUCAAUCAUGUUUGGAAUGAGAACCUCCUGCCUUAGUUGUCCACAUAUAGUCUCCAUCUAUCUUUCAUUCCUUGGAUUUCUGUCAGACCAUUACAACAUGUAUUGUCAAAAACCACCUGAUUCAUAUUCUAUAAACUCUGGUGUACUCCAAGGUUUAGUUGUGUCACCCACGCAUUUUCUUCAUAUAUAUAUACAACAGCAUCAAUGUACAACCUGGUUGGCACUCCGUCGGUUACGACGACGAGGGGGAUUCCAGUUGAUCCGAUCAACGGAACAGCCUGCUCGUGAAAUUAACGUGCAAGUGGCUGAGCACUCCACAGACACGUGUACCCUUAACGUAGGUCUCGGGGAUAUUCAGCGUGACACAGUGUGACAAGGCUGACCCUUUGAAUUACAGGCACAACAGAAACAGGAAGUAAAGGUGAGAGGAAGUUGUGGUGAAAGAGUACAGCAGGGUUCGCCACCAUCCUCUGCCGGAGCCUUGUGGAGCUUUAGGUGUUUUCGCUCAAUAAACACUCACAACGCCCGGUCUGGGAAUCGAGACCGUGAUCCUAUGAGCGCGAGUCCGCUGCCCUAACCACUGGGCCAUUGCCCCUCCACAAUGUACCACCUAAGCAGCAGCUAUCAGCCGUGCAUUGCCUCUGUGAAGAGGCAAUGCACGGAAAGGUCCUCGGAUGAGUUGUGUGACUGCCCAGUUUAGUCUCUUCAAGAAGAUCCGUCUUGGUCACCAUCUUCACUGGUCCUGAACAAUACAGAAUUAAAACCCUUGAAGUUUCUGAUUUCUUUAUUGCCCACAAGGGGCUAAACAUAGAGGGGACGAACAAAGGGAUUAAGUCGAUUACAUCGACCCCAGUGCAUAACUGGUACUUAAUUUAUCGAUUCCGAAAGGAUGAAAGGCAAAGUUGAACUCAGAACGUAACGGCAGACGAAAUACCGCUAAGCAUUUCGCCCGGCAUGCUAACGAUUCUGCCAGCUCACCGCCUUUAAGAAACCCUUGAAGUUUCUGAUGAUGUUAGACCUCAAUCAUCUAUGAUCUCGUAUUGUCCUCUUUCUUUAAACACUUGUUUCUUACUACCUCCUUCCUGUAAAGAUCAUUGAAGUAACAUCCACUGAUCUAUCUAUCUUCCAAGGCCUGACUAAUAUAUAAACAUCACUGUCACAUAUUCCUUUUAGUUAAAUUGACUAUAUCUAUCUAAGUUAUCUGUAAUUAAUCAUUAACGUAGAUUGUACAAUGUGUAAAACUAAACCUGCAAAGUCCUGAAAGCAUCUAAACUAAAUGAAACUCAGCUAGAUUGAAUAUAUGUUCCCAAAGUUGUCAGACAUUUUGUGAACUUCAUAAAAUUUUUACUCCAAAGUCAGUUUAGAAGAAGACUAAAUAUAUUCUUCUACAACAGUGGUUCUCAACCAUUUUUUUUUUUUGCCUGUGGAUCUCUUUGAUUCCUGUUUUACUCAGGUAGACCCACCCCCAUAACAAUUCAAUGUUUGAAAGAUCCUAUUAUAUCUUUAUAAUUAAAUAUUGGGAAUUGAAUUUUAAAAAUUGUUAAAAUAUUUCAUGUAUUUUAGAAAUAUAAGCAAUUUAUUGCACCUAAGUUUUAACUAAAUUUUCUAUGGACCCCUUUUGAGAACUUAGAGACAAAAAAUUAAUUUGCUGUGUGGCAUGUAUAUAAUUGUUCUCAUACUUGUAAUAUCUGGUAAAACAUUUAAUUUGGUCACCAAUAUAUUCAUGCUGUUGAUAAGUUAUACUAUGAUAGACGUAGUAUAACAUUGCCAAGGACCAAUGCAUUGACCCGUCUUGUUACAAUAUUUCUGUUGAAAUACACUCUGUUUCAAUUCAUACUGAGUAUAAUGGAGAAUUUAGUUAAAUAACUUUGUCAUUAUUAAACUGGGCGUUUGGAACAUAAAUUAAUGGGAAAUUUUGAUGGAAGGUUUCAAUUUAAAUCUCUUCAAAACAGGAAAUUUGUAUCAUAGAACCAGGAGCUGUCCCAGGUGGGUUAUUAUAAAAAAGGUUUAACUAAUCAUAAAUAUAUUUAUACAGAUGGUAUAUGACCUGUUACAUACGAUUGAGAAUGUCUGAUAAAAAAUAUUUGAGACUUAGUUUCAUAAAUGUAAAUUUUCAAUUCUGAAAUAUUUCCAUAUUACAUUCUUCAUAUUUAAAUUUUUUCACUCUUUGAUUGACAAAAGUUGGAGGUUAUUUUUGUAAACUUUGUUCCAGAACUCUCAUCACCAUUCUAUUUAUGAGCCUACAAAGGAUCCUCUACAGGUUUCCUAUGAGGAGUAACUAAAUCUCCCUUAUAUUACACCCUCCUAUCUUGACAAAAGAAGGGCUACAUUGGAUAAUGUAGUCCUAGGUAUGUAGUGGCCAGUAGGAAUACUGGGUGAUUGUGCAGCAAUCCUGGUAUCUGACCUGGAUUAUAGGCUCAAUUGGUGGACCUGGGGCUAAAUUACAAUAUUGUAUAUAAACUUGUAUGUGUCACUAUAACCACUAACUUGGUCAAAUGUUAUUAUUGUGAGACCGUUUGUGGUGUUAUUUGUAAUUGUACUUUAUAUAGAUAUAUGAACGUUCCUGUCAAAUUAUUGCAGCUUAAAAUAUAUGCUUGGUAAAAUUAUUUCCUUGAAUUAGAAAAACCUAAUUUCAUUAGAAAUAAAUAUUGAUUUUUGAAAAUGAUA
Messenger RNA from Octopus bimaculoides (California two-spot octopus), 6277 nucleotides. RefSeq lists its product as uncharacterized. The record is from RefSeq and is a predicted model, not a curated record. Lineage: Eukaryota; Metazoa; Mollusca; Cephalopoda; Octopoda; Octopodidae.